This is a messenger RNA of Dromiciops gliroides (monito del monte), 1880 nucleotides long. It is a transcript of the gene BICDL2, whose product is annotated as BICD family like cargo adaptor 2. The record is from RefSeq and is a predicted model, not a curated record. Gene Ontology annotation, biological process: vesicle transport along microtubule; Golgi to secretory granule transport. The transcript is spliced from 9 exons. Lineage: Eukaryota; Metazoa; Chordata; Mammalia; Microbiotheria; Microbiotheriidae. The coding region runs from base 1 to 1548 and encodes 515 amino acids.
AUGAACUCCCCCAGUAGUCCCCAGUUCGCUUCGGGGCUGCUCUCAGGAAGCACCUCCCCAAGUAGGGAUGAUGGCUUCUUCCCCUUUGUGCGGGAGAGGCGAGAUUCCUUCCUGGGGGGGUCAGGGCCUGGGAAUGAGAAGCCAGAGGAUGAGCCUGAAGACCUGGCUGUGCUGCUUCAGCGGAAAGAGAAGGACUUACUACUGGCAGCGGAGCUGGGCAAGAUGCUUUUAGAACGGAACGAGGAGCUGAGCCGAAGCCUGGAGGUUCUCAAGGCCCAACACGCAGAACGGGAGGAACGCUUGCAGCAGCAGAACCAUGAGCUUCGACAGGGGCUGGCCGCCCGUGGAGCCGAGUGGGAGGCUCGAGCCGGGGAGCUGGAGGUCGACGUAGCUGCCCUCCGAGCUGAACUUGGGGAGCGGCGUUCAGAACAGCAGAACAGUGGGCGCCAACGAGCCCAAGCACUUGGAGAACUCAGUGAACAGAACCUCAGGCUCAGUGAGCAGCUUGCACAGGCCUCCCAGACAGAACAAGAGCUGCAAAAAGAACUGAGCACCCUUCGAGGAGAGUACCAGACCCAGCUGCUGGCGGGGACCGAAAUGAGGGCCAGAUUAGAAAGCCUUCAGGGAGAGAACCAGAUGCUCCAGAGCCGGAGGCAGGACCUGGAAGGGCAGAUCAAGAGCCUGCAGGAGGAGGCAGAUAAGGGUCAGAGCCGAGUACAAGCCCUGCAUGAAGAGCUGCUGCUGCUCAGAAGGGAGAGAAGGGAACACAACCUAGAGCUAGAACUGGCCCGCUCAGAGGCCAGGGAAGCACUUGUGUCACUCAGACGUCUCCAGCACCGGGUCUCUGAGCUUGAGGAGGAAUCCCGGCUCCAGGAUUCAGAAGUCUCUGGGGCCUCCCUGCAAUCUGAGAUUGCCCACAGUUUAGAUGAGGAAGGAGAAUCCCAACUUCCAGUGACACCCCAGGUAAACUCUGAUUGGGAUUUGCCCCUUCUAACAAUUCCUCAGACCAUGGAGGCAGGAAAAGAACCCCCAUCUCUAGAAGAGGGCUUGGAGCCCCCUAAGAAGCGGGCCUCCAUGAGUCCUAAAGAAAUGUUGGAAGAGAAGGAGGUGGAAAUGGAACGGCUCCAAAGUGAGUUAUCUUUGCAAGUGGAAGAGUUGCAGUCCCUCCGGGAAGAACUGCAGAGACAAAAGGAACUGAGGGAAGAGAAAGACCCUGAGUCAGCACUAAAUAAGGCAUUCUCUGACCGGGAUGAAGCUGUGAACAAGUCUUUGGCCCUCUCCCUGGAACUGACCCGGGUGUCCCUGGAACGGGACUCUCUUUCACGAGAACUGCUGCGAACCAUCCGCCAGAAGGUGGCAUUAUCUCAGGAACUGGAGGCCUGGCAGGAUGAUAUGCAGGUAGUGAUUGGACAGCAGCUUCGUUCUCAGCGUCUAAAGGAGCUUCAUUCCCAGCCAGCAGCCCCCCACCACGGUGCCACAAAAUUUUCCUUGGGAAGAGGAGGGACAGGGGCUGGUAGCUUCUUUACCAACCUUUUCAGAAGGACCUGAGGGGGUGCGUGGGCUGCAUAUGGGAAUGGUGGCCUGGAGGUGACUUUUCUGGAAAGGUUUCAGGGUACAAGGGCUAAGGGGAGCCAAUAAUUUGGGGAUAUGGGUUGGCAAAAGGUAGUUAGACUCCAAAUUCUGGAGCACAGCAGAAGUUGGGGCAGAGGUGGCUUCCAAACCAACAGGGCUUGGGAGGCCAAACAUUCCUCCCUCCAAAGGAGUUCUCAGAAGUAACUAUUUUGCAUAUUCAUAGGCUUAUCUUUUCUAAACCACAAUAAACUUCAACUGGCCAGGGACUGGGGGGAAUCCAUAGAGGGUAUUUAUGUAACAAGGUCUAA